Fusarium pseudograminearum CS3096 is the source of this 1767-nucleotide messenger RNA. RefSeq lists its product as uncharacterized. NCBI's taxonomy places the organism in Eukaryota, Fungi, Ascomycota, Sordariomycetes, Hypocreales, Nectriaceae. The transcript is spliced from 5 exons. The coding region runs from base 1 to 1767 and encodes 588 amino acids. The record is from RefSeq and is a predicted model, not a curated record. Gene Ontology annotation, molecular function: FAD binding.
AUGGAAUCCGAAAAAGUCCAAGUUAUCAUCUGCGGUGGUGGCUCAGCCGGUCUCACAGCAGCCGUGCUUCUAGCCCGUUUUGGAAUCUCUUUCAAGAUCCUCGAAAAACGGCCUGGGCCACUAGAGAUUGGUCAAGCAGACGGUGUUCAGUGUCGCACUGUUGAGAUUUUUGAGAACUUGGGUAUCUCUGCCCGGCUAUUGGAAGAAGCAUAUCAUGUCAGAGAAGUAGCCUUUUGGUCACCGAGUGAUGCAGACGGUACAUUGAAGAGGAAGGAUCUCGCUUAUGACACUGAAGAGGGGUUGAGUCAUCAGCCACAUGUUAUUCUCAACCAAGCGAGAAUCAAUGAUUUAAUGCUACAGGAGAUCAUUCGGCUGAGAGGGGAUGGGACAAGCGGAGUCUUGUACGAUUCGCAAGUCGAGAGUGUCGAUAUUGUGGAUUGCGGGGGAGAGUAUCCUGUCCAAGUUGUUGCUAGCCACAGUGGGGGAACACUUCGCUACCGAGCCAAGUACGCUAUCGGCUGUGAUGGUGCUCAUAGUACAGUCCGAAAGGCUCUGGGCUUCAAAAUGGUUGGCGAUUCCAGCGACUCAGUCUGGGGAGUCAUGGACGUCUACCCAAUCACCAACUUUCCCGACAUUCGUAAAAAGGCCAUGCUCAUCAGUAAAAAUGACGGAAACCUAAUGAUCAUCCCUCGAGAAGGUGAUGAACUUGUCCGGUUCUACAUCGAACUACCUGGAACUACAGCCCGAGACGUCACUGAACAAAGCCUCAUCAACAAGGUCAAGCGAAUAUUCGCACCUUAUGACAUUGAUGUCGCCCAUACGGCGUGGUGGUCGGCAUACGUAAUUGGUCAACGUCUCGCUGAUCACUUCACCAAAGACUACCGGGUCUUUUUGACAGGUGAUGCGUGCCAUACUCACUCACCCAAGGCUGGUCAGGGUAUGAACGUCAGUUUACAAGAUGGCUUUAACAUUGGAUGGAAAAUGGCUCAUGUCCUUACCGGCAGAGCACCACCUUCGGUACUGGAGACAUACGUUCUUGAGCGACAACAAACAGCAGAGAAGCUUAUCGAGUUCGACCGCUCGUUCAGCAAACUGUUCUCCUCCGACUAUCGGAAACAGAAUGGUAUCACAGCCCAAGAUUUCCGAGAUAAGUUUGUCGAAGCUGGGCGCUACACUGCUGGUAUGGCUACGAAGUACGAGCCUUCAAUCCUCACAUGCAUCAACAAGAAUGAUGAGAGUAUUGCGUCCAGUUUGAUUGUGGGUAUGAGGUUUCCAAGUGCGCCGGUUGUGAGACUUUCCGAUGCGAAGCCAUUGCAGUUAAACAGUGUCCUCGCUGCGGAUGGGCGAUGGCAUAUCUUGACCUUUUGCUCUGGAGAUGCUAUCAAGGAUACAUUAUCCCAGGUUGCCUCGGAGCUCGAGCAUCUCAUCAAGAAGUUUUCUCCAUCUACAGGCACUGCGGAUAAGGUUUUCAACAACACCUUGGUCAUCAAAGCAGAUCGCAAGACGAUCGAGAUUGACCAGCUACCAGAAGUCUUCUUUCCCAAGUCGGGCCCGUUCUCUUUGCGGAAUGUUCAUAGGGUCUUUGUCGAUGACUCAAGCCCCUACAUGCUGGGUUGUGGUGAAGCUUUCUCCAAGUAUGGCAUCAAACCCGAGCAAGGUGCCAUUGUUGUCAUUCGACCUGACUUAUAUGUCUCUCGUGUUCUCAAUUUGACGAAAGCAAAUGAGCUCUCCUCAUUCUUCAAAGGAUGUCUCAACAGUGCAGAAUAG